This is a messenger RNA of Paramacrobiotus metropolitanus, 1768 nucleotides long. RefSeq lists its product as uncharacterized. Lineage: Eukaryota; Metazoa; Tardigrada; Eutardigrada; Parachela; Macrobiotidae. The transcript is spliced from 5 exons. The coding region runs from base 57 to 1562 and encodes 501 amino acids. The record is from RefSeq and is a predicted model, not a curated record. Gene Ontology annotation, molecular function: protein binding.
AUUUGUGCAACCGCCAACUUGUGUUGAUUCAUCGAACGGAUUCGAACCGGUAGAAGAUGGAAGCCGCAUUAUCACAGCCAGCUCUCCGCACUGCCAAUGGCACCAGUAGUGGGGGUUUCCCCGUGGACUUUGAAGGCGAAGACGGCCUCCUGUAUCGGGGAAAGUUUGUCAGUGGCACGGAGCGGGGUAUACGGGUAGAAGUGCAAACCUGCAAAGGCGGUAGAGUAACGCAGCUGCUUCCCUACGGGAGAGUGUAUUUCUGCGAGAGGACCGUUCGGCCGGAUUUGAUGCAGGAUAUGAGAAAACAGAAGUCCCGAAUGACGGUGGAGGUGUUGGUGCGACUGGAUCACGAUCAGCCAUUACGAUGGUGGCCAGCAGUUCUACUGGGAUUUGAUAACGGACGAGGCACAUUUGGAUUUGCCAGUAUCAUCCAGCCUAGCUCAACUAUAAAUGUGGUUGUUCCUGCGCACCGGAUCCGAACACAUUGCUCGGAGUGGGUUGCUGUGACACAGGAGGAUUGUCGCAAAUUAGAAGAGGAAUCGCACAAGGAACCCUUGGUACCCACGACGGCCCCGGCCGUUCGCACUUUUAAAUCACCAGAAGCUCAACAACAGCAUCCCAUUGGUGGAAAGGAUGACGGUGGCCGCCCUGCUAAGCGCCUGCGAUAUGAUCGCGAUGAUGCAGAAAAAAGCGAUAUCCACUUGUUGCCCGCCAUCAUCUUGGCUGAAAUCUUUGAAUGCCUGGACACUCCGGUCCGAUGUCGAUAUCGCAACGUUUGCAGCUACUGGAAUGAUGUGCUAACCAUGCCGCGUAUCCGCAGCCAGCUGCGUCUAAAUUAUGCAGGGCGCGUCAAUUCGGCCGAGGAGGUGAAGCAAGGGUUCCCGGAAGAGGAAUACCUGAAUGCUGUCUGUGCUAGCGAAUGCUGGGCUCAAACCAUUGUCAUCACCGGCCCCCCGGGGUACAUCAAACCGAUGUUUUCGUCAGUGUCUGUGGUCAUUUUUUCCGUGGAAGCAUUCGGACUGUGUCCGCCGCGUACUCUACUUGUUUCGGAUUGGCACUGCCACAUUGGCUAUGUAUCGACCAAUAUUAAGGAACUGACAUCGCUGUGUCAGGUGCUGGUACUUCGUAACGUCUAUAUUGCCGUUCCAUUCACGCGGAGUCGGAAUAUCGGUGAAUGUAUAUCGAUGAAAGUAUUCAAAGUUCGUAUUACCAACGGUCGUGUGGUACCACGCCUCGAUUGGUGGCACACGAUUGAGAAUUGUCUGCCGGCAUUAACCGAGAUUGAAUUGGCCCGUGUUUUGGAUUGGUUGGCCGAAACGCACCAGGAUGACGAUGGAAGAGUCGAAUGGGAGGAUGUUAAGCAGGAUUUGUUAAAAUGGCGGAAGGAAGUCCAGGAUAGUGAUAUUUGGCGGAGCACUUCAGAAAGUUCCCGAAAACUGCAUAAUCCCACCGCUGAAGACUUGGUCCGAUGGGAGGUGCAAAGACUGCCAAAGAUCUUGCAGCAUGAUUUGAGAGCACAAUCCAUUUCAUCGGAACGUUUGGAAGUGGCCAUAUCCUGGUAAAAUGAUACCAUACCAACUGUAGUUCAGCGAAAUAAUGUGAACAUCGAUUUAUUGUAUGAUCGCUACGAUUAACUGGAGCUUGGCUCCAUCUCAUUCUUAUUUCAUGUUAAGUUUUUAUUAGAAGAAACAUUUUGCGUAGAGGUGACUGUUAUACUUUCCCAGAGGGGACUGCUGUUGCGUGCUGCACAAAUUGUCGUUUCACCUUU